Molecule: messenger RNA, 3033 nt
Organism: Chaetomium globosum CBS 148.51
Lineage: Eukaryota; Fungi; Ascomycota; Sordariomycetes; Sordariales; Chaetomiaceae
Exons: 1
Coding region: 1-3033 (1010 amino acids)
Source: RefSeq, a predicted model, not a curated record
AUGACGGCCUUUGUCAAUAACACACUGCCAAAACCCCACGGCACCUCGGCUCACUUCGCCUACCAGGAAUUUAGUUAUGGCAGUACCAUCGACACACAGGCCGAGAUAUCUACUACUGUGAGCGGAAUUUCUGUCGAUGUUCAGUGCCAGAGUGCCGAGCUCGAUUCGUGGUACUUUGCUAGCAAUGUGGCUGGCCAUAACAUAGACGUCGCCAUUCAGACACCAGGGUGCAAGCUAAGCUAUCACCAAUAUGACGUGAACUCGUCGAGCACUGUAACACGCACAGUCGGCCGCUACUGGGUCGAUUAUUGCAACGGAGACCGCAACCGCCCGGAGAACCUUCGCAUCGGAGUGGCAGUUGUCGAGAUGGAGGAGGAUUACUAUCCGACAAAUAACACGCGCAUCUCCGGCAUCUACCAUCCCCAAAUAGACCUGACCAUGAAGCGUUCGGUGCAAAUCAUGUGUACCCCAACAUAUGACAUGGCUAACCUGGUCAUUCAUUCUCAAGCUGGAUCUGUCGAAAGCGUUACUAUGUUUGGGGAUGCACAGCCGGGGAAAUUGGGCAACGUCAGCGUUGCAGACCUGAUGGGUUGGAUGGACUACGACUACACCGGGACCGGAUUCCUAAAUCUGUGCAGCGGAAUGCCCCACCUGCCAGGGUUCUGCGGUAGAGAGUCUACUCUUGAUCUAGAUCAACGCAUGCUGCUGGCGCUCCUUCUCUUCGACCCGUCCCCAACACCGAACCCGUCUUCCCUGGCCGAUGAAGGCCUGCUCCAGAAGCUCACGGCCGCGUUUUUUCGAGAGUACGUCAUUCAAGUCAUCCACAGUGGUUUGACGGUACCCAUUUCGGAGACCAUCAACGGCACGCUCACCAGGCCCGAGGAUCGCCUAACGGUCCGCCCCCUAACGGCACACUGUAUGGCGGCUGCCUUUGCCGUGUCGACGGCCCUGGCCGCCAUCCUGGCCGCCAUCACACCACGAGGGGGAAUUCUCCCGCGAGCGCCCAAUACGAUCGCGGGUAUGGCCACGGAUUUAGCAACAAACCGGCACGACUGGGAACGAUGGACUUCUCUGACAGCAGUAAAAUCGAGAAUGCGGCGUGAAACCAGAAUCGAGGGAGCCCCUGAUCAGGAGAGCCGCAUGAAAGUGUCAUGGUUGUGGCGGCCGCACCCGUUACAGACCCGCCGCUCAGGGCCGACCGCGCCUGUUAGCAUCCAUGAUGGUAACCCGUCGUCCAAAAUACCCAUCAUAAUUCACCCCUUCACACGGUCCGCAGUCAUCCUCGCGGUCAUUAUGUCCAUCAUAGUGCUCGAGGCCGUGCCACAGAGGGCGCAGGUGCGUGAUAGUGUGGAAGGCGUCGCCGAAAUCACUGCCGACGACACCUUUUUCAACGUGGUGUGGUCGUACGGACCUGCCAUCGUUGUGCUCCUUCUUAGCAGCUAUCAAACAUCCGUCGACAUCAUCACGCGGUCCCAACAACCCCUCAAGGCCAUGUGUCGACAGCGGGGAGCAUCACAUCCGUCCAGCGUCUGCUUAAACCUAAUCGAUAGGUUACCUCCGGCUACUCUCAUUACCGAGAUAAGGACGGGGAGCCUGGUUGCCUUGACCGCAACGGCGGCUAGCAUACUGGCAUCCCUCCUCGCGGUCUUUUCGGCAUCGCUCUACAGCAUCAAGUCGAUUGACCUGUCGUCGCCCAACCGGGUCCAGCUACUCGACUCCUUCGCCCCAUAUCUCAGCCGGGAGUACGAGGUCAGCGAAUGGGGCCUGAUAACUGCGCCCCUGAUUCUGACCAAGAAUAUGUCUUACCCAGCCUUUACAUACGAGAAGUUGGUUUUUCCCACUCUCAGACUCGAACAUACCUUUGUUGGAAACCAAACUGGGGAUCCAGGGCUGUCACUCGAUGCUCCGUUCAAUGUCACGACUCAGAUACCCGCCGUGCAAUCCCGACUAAACUGCAGGUUUUACGACUCGUCAGAAAUGAUAUCCGGCAUGAGAGAAAACCACCAUUGGACGGUGGAAAUCCCGGGGGCAACGGUCAUCCACGAUUAUGAAGUUGACAAAGACCAGACCUGCACCAUUUCAGUCUUCUCUUCGAACAACUCAGACUUUGCGCUUGGGGUUAGCGGUGUCACCAUAGAAGAGCCCGAAAUCGGGGAUCCCAGCGGGGUCGGGGGGCCCUCGAUAGAGAAUUGUGCGGCCGAUUAUCUCUACAUUUGGGGCACAGCUUCGCCCGCAGUCAAUGGCUCGUCCCUCGCCGUGUACGGCUGCAACGAGACCAUCGAGGCGGUGGAGGUAGCCGUGCACCUGCUCGGACGAGACCUACGGAUCGACCCGUCCAACCCGCCGCGGAUCGUCGACGGCACCCAGGCAGCAGUUACCGCGCUGCGGCCAAACAAAACCUUCAACCUCGCAGGAUUAAACGGGCGCGCGCCGUCGGAAGACAUAUACCUCCACAAUCUGGGCUAUCAAGCCAUGUUGGUGUCGGGCCCCGCCCAGGUCGACCAGUUCUUCAGCCUCCUGACCACGCCAGGCUCGCCCACCUCCCUCCCCCUCUCCUCCCUAACCAACCUCACCCAGAAACACCGCGUGGCCGAGGCCAUCCACCGCCAGCACGGCAUCAUCCGCGCGCAGUCGCUCAACGCCGAUUACCGCCGCCCGCGCAACACACCCGGCACCGUCACGCUCGGCGGCAGCCUGAAUGCCACGCUCGACGGCCACCCCAACAACAACAUUGACUACGACUUCGUCCCCGCCACCGUGACCGACCCGCAAGGCCGCACGCGCCAUGAUGCAGGACGCCACCUCAACGCGCGUCCUACAGGCGCUGCUGGCCGGAAUCCUGCUGCUCUCUGCUGUGGGCUGGGCGGGCGGGACGGGGAUGGGGAGCCGAGCUGCACGGCGGCUAGCUUCUGGCUCCGGUUCUGGUCCUGCCUCUGCGGCCGCUGCGGCCGCUGCGGCGGACUUGGACUGUGUCGUGUGGGGGCUGAGCUUGACAUGCAUUGCGGAUGUCAUGACCUUGUUGGCGGGGAGUGA